Messenger RNA from Penaeus indicus, 1712 nucleotides. Its product is annotated as mitochondrial amidoxime-reducing component 1-like. The record is from RefSeq and is a predicted model, not a curated record. Gene Ontology annotation, molecular function: catalytic activity; molybdenum ion binding; pyridoxal phosphate binding. Lineage: Eukaryota; Metazoa; Arthropoda; Malacostraca; Decapoda; Penaeidae. The transcript is spliced from 8 exons. The coding region runs from base 16 to 1245 and encodes 409 amino acids.
CGCGACGUGGCAAGGAUGCGGCCCCCCAUUAGCCUAGCCCUCCCCUUCCCCGAGCCCCUGCCCACCCCACCUCCCCUGGAUACAAGAGACAUUCUAGCAUACAAGAUAGUAGUUGCUGCGUCGGGCGGCGAGCGGACGGCGGCGGGAGAGAACGGGCGUCGGGAGGACAGACGAGGCAGAAGGCAAGGCAGGACAGACGGCUUCGUUAGCAUGAGGGUUCCCACCAGCACCGCCGUGGGCGUGGGCAUCGGCGUGGGCGUGGGCGCCUUGGCCGGCAUGUGGGCGUGGAGGCGCUGCACCCCUAAGGCGCCGCCCAACACGUGGGAGGAAGUGGGCGUGAUCUCGGCGCUGACGAUGUACCCCCUGAAGUCGGGGCGCGGAGUGGCGGUGGAGGACGGCCGCGCCACGGAGUUCGGGCUCGCCAGCGGCCCCGUGAGGGACAGGUCAUUCAUGGUGAUGACGUCAGAGGGCACCUUCAUCACGUGCCGCCAGGUGGGCCGCCUCGCCACAGUGGUCAUCAAGAUCGAGGGUCAGACGGUGACCCUUAGCGCCGACGGCGAGGGCAAGGUCACCUUCGAUCUCGAGCAGGUCAUGGGGGACGUGAAGGUCAACCAAGUCAGGAUCUGGAACCAACGGACGCGCGGCGCGGACUGCGGCGACGCGGUGGCGGACUGGCUCUCGCAGCUGCUCUACAAGGGCGAGACGCGCGUGCGACUCCUGUACCAAGGCGGCCUGGUCAAGGACCGGCCCGCCAGGAAGCCAGACUACUUCGAGUUCCCGCAGUUCAGGGCGUCGGACAGGGUCCUAUAUGCCGACACGAGCUCGUUCAUGGUAGCGUCCCAGUCGUCGCUGGACGACCUGAACGGCCGCCUGGCGGAGCCCGUGUCCAUGGGGUGGUUCCGGCCCAACGUGGUGGUCCGCGGCGCCAAGCCCUUCGACGAGGACGACUGGGCCUUCCUCAAGAUCGGCGACGUCGUCCUCAGGAGGGUCAAGCCCUGCGAGAGGUGCCUGCUGACCAUCGUGAACCCGGCCACCGGAGAGAGGCAUCCCCAGCAGGAGCCGCUGACCACCCUCAAGACGUACCGCUGCCCACGCGGCCCCCCGAGCCUGGCGAAGGCGUGGGCCCAGAAGCCGGUGUUCGGGCUCCAGUGCGGCACUGAGCGGGGCGGCGCCAUCAGGCUCGGAGACAAGGUCCAGGUGGUGAGGGCGUCCAGGCACCCCGAGUACCAGCUGAUGCACAUGUGAGCGGAGGCGAGGACGGAGGCGGCCGGGCGCCCGGCACCAGGGCGUGGACGCGUCGUUUCAUUAUUUCAUUACUCUUAUUGUUGUUGUUGAUAUUAUUAUCCUUAUAGUACCAUUAUUAGUUUUACCAUUGUUACUAUUAGUAGUAUUAGUAUCUUUAUUAUCAUUACUGUUAUUACUAUGAUCAUUACUGAUACUCUUGUUAUUAUAAUAAUUAUUGCUGUUGGUAUUUUUACUAUAACGUCAUCACCAUUGGAUUUGUUAUUACAGUUAAUCCAAGUUGUUGUGUUGUAUAUUCCUCUUGUUGUUUUAUAUUAUCCCUAUAACUACCGUUGUUAUUUUUGGCAUUACGAUCACAGUAUGAAUGGCGUUUCAACCGCUAUUGGUUUCAUCGCCUUGGUGAUCUACUGUGAUGUGAAAUGAAUGUCAGAAUAUAGUGAAUAAAUGGUGUAAUUCGACAAGGCAGUAAA